Penicillium brevicompactum is the source of this 1416-nucleotide messenger RNA. Its product is annotated as putative C2H2 finger domain protein. The transcript has 3 exons. Gene Ontology annotation, molecular function: chromatin insulator sequence binding. Gene Ontology annotation, biological process: regulation of transcription by RNA polymerase II. The record is from RefSeq and is a predicted model, not a curated record. Gene Ontology annotation, cellular component: chromosome. The coding region runs from base 1 to 1416 and encodes 471 amino acids. NCBI's taxonomy places the organism in Eukaryota, Fungi, Ascomycota, Eurotiomycetes, Eurotiales, Aspergillaceae.
AUGUCGACCAACGAGAAGAUACGCUGUACCUACCAGCCAUGCGGUCAAUACUUUGAAUCCAUCGAUGCGAUGCGCAGCCACAAGUCUAGUGCUGAUAACCACCACUACUGCGCCAAAUGUGACAUGGAUUUUAUGAAUCAUGCUUUGCUUCACCUGCACAAGAUUAUGAGCCAGCGUCACUUUGCCUGCCUUGAAUGUGAGCUCGAAUUGCGAAGCCCAGGUGGUCUUCGGCACCACGUGAAGAUGUCGCACCCCCACGGCAGAGAAGUUUGCUGCAUUGGCUGUGGUAUCAAGUACAAGUCCGCCGCCGCCGUGAUAAAGCACAUCGAAGAGAACGAGUGCCCUAUCCUCGACUUGCCUGCUAGGGUUGCCCGGGAAGACGGUCUCAUUGCUGGAGAGGGGUUCAUGCAGUCGGGUGUGGCUUCCCUUGCCGAAAUCCUUGCCGAAGAUGUCAGUGAGGAUGAAUCAGACGGCGGUGUUCCCUUGAACAUGGGCAAAGACAACACCUCACUUGCCCCGGCUCAAGGUGUCAAACCUUCUACCACGGAAAAAGCUGACUUAGGCGUCGCUGGGCCUUCUCGUGCGAGGUCAAACAGCACAUCGACCCAAUCCACUGGCGGUGUCCCUCUUAACCCAACUGGUCCACUUCUGACUGAGGGUGUUCCAAUGCCACUGCAAUUCGAAAAAAGCUCUCAGUCCACACACCUGGUGCAAAGAAGCUCUUCCGCCGAGGAUUUGAAGCGAUUCUUCCGUGCUGAGCUUGCUCAAUACCUGCCUCGCGCCCACGGAACCAACACAACCAUUGAUCCUGAAGACUUCUGGGAUGAAGAGCAUGGUCAGUACAUUUGCAGCUGCAAUGCGACUUUCUCGCACUUGUCCACCUUCACGCAACACCUUACAGAAAAAGAUGACGCCAUCCUCGAAUGUCCCCGAUGUGGCAAAAGGUUCAAGACCCACGCCGCCCUAGUCGCCCACGUUGAAGCUCCAUUCUCGAAAUGUGCCGUCCGCGUAAGCCCAGCCCAGGUGGAAGACGAGCUCGGUGCUAUUACUCGCGGGUUUGCCGAGCUCAAGGGCCCUGAUCGCUUGGCGAUAGAUGACUUUGAGGACAUCAUGGCAAGCAGCCAGCCUUCGCACCCUGGCUCUGUUGGAUCUUCUUGCGGUGACACCCCGGAGGUUGAGCCAGGUUCGACCCACCAAGAAGGCUCUGCUGAGGAGAAUGCGCCGGACAAAAGCUUCAUCAACGACGAUGUCCCGGAGGACGCGCUUUACCAUGUUCCUGAGGGCCCAACUGAGUCCUUGUGUGAUGAAAUGAAGGUGAAAAUGCUUCGUGAGGCGGUUAUCGCAAAAAUAGAGGCCGGCACGGCAAAGUGGCAGGAGAGCAGAAGCAUGGCACCGGGACUGGCAGGCGAUGAGUGA